Messenger RNA from Cryphonectria parasitica EP155, 569 nucleotides. RefSeq names its product ribosomal protein L37ae. Bases 72 to 350 code for a protein of 92 amino acids. Gene Ontology annotation, biological process: translation. Gene Ontology annotation, molecular function: structural constituent of ribosome. Lineage: Eukaryota; Fungi; Ascomycota; Sordariomycetes; Diaporthales; Cryphonectriaceae. The record is from RefSeq and is a predicted model, not a curated record. The transcript is spliced from 5 exons. Gene Ontology annotation, cellular component: ribosome.
ACCACGAAAUUUCGCCCUCCGACAAGUCAACUUUCCGCAACCAGUAAAGUCGACCACCACAAUCCAUUACCAUGGCCAAGCGAACCAAGAAGGUCGGAGUGACCGGCAAGUACGGUACUAGAUACGGUGCCUCCCUCCGAAAGUCCGUCAAGAAGAUGGAAAUCACCCAGCACGCCAAGUACAUCUGCACCUUCUGCGGCAAGACCAGCGUCAAGCGUCACUCCGUCGGCAUCUGGGACUGCAAGUCCUGCAAGCGCACUGUUGCCGGUGGUGCCUACACCGUUGCCACGCCCGCUGCCGCCGCCAUGCGCUCGACCCUCCGAAGAUUGCGCGAGAUCGCUGAGGUGUAAGGUGGAUAAAGGCAGAAAGGUGGACGGAACGGCUGUAGCCUGGGCGGUGUUAUCAUGAUCUUGCUUGCUUUUCACAACAUUUCGUGGUGUCAGGGAAUAAAAUGGUUUUCUCAGCAGGGCAUGCUACGCAAAUCGACCAGGGAAGGGAUGAUGGCCUCCGAUAUGGGUACGGAUCCUUGACGAGGCUAGGAAUCAGCUAGAAAUUGAUUCCAUGAAGAA